AUGGGUCUUCUUUUCAACGUCCUUCUGGCGGUAUUUGCCGCCAAUGGCAGUUUCCUGUUCGGUUAUGAUGCCGGUGUGAUGACAAUUGUUAUCCAGUCGCCGCACUUCCUACACUUCUUCAAUACGACCGUUGAGUCAAACAUUAUAGGUGCCAUCAAUGCGACGUUCUCAGGCGGCGCGGUGUUUGGUUCCCUGAUGGGAGGUCUUACGAUGGACAGUCUUGGUCGCAGGAAGACAAUUAUGGUCGGUGCGAUCAUCAAUCUGGUUGGUGCUUUACUACAGACCGCAGCUCAGCAUCUCGCAAUGAUCCUUGUUGGCCGCAUCAUGGCCGGCUGGGCUGUUGGUAUCCUGUCUAUGUCUGUUCCGAUUUAUCAGUCCGAAUGCGCGCAUCCGAAGAAACGAGGUUUGAUUGUCGGUAUUUCACAACAAAUGAUUGGCAUCGGAUUCAUCGUCUCGACUUGGGUGGGUUACGGGUCAUCGAAGGUUCCUCAGACCAGCUCGUUCUCCUGGCGCUUUCCGCUCGCAUUUCAAUGCGUCCCAUGCCUUCUGCUCAUCUGCGGCAUUAUGUUCUUUCCAGAAAGUCCGCGCUAUCUCGUUGAGACUGAUCGUAGUGAUGAGGCGUUAAGAGUUCUGCACAAGUUGCACUACAACGGCAGCAACGAGGACUGGAUCAAUCAGGAGUUCAAUGAGAUCAAACUCACCAUCGAGGCUGAGAAAGCUAUCACAGCGCCGGGUUGGGCUAUCAUGUUCAAGGUCCCAACUUGGCGCACCCGCUUGCUACACGCGACCUCUAUCCAGCUUUUUGGCCAGAUGACCGGUAUCAACGUGAUCGGCUACUAUCAGACUAUCAUGUACCACAAUCUGGGGAUCGAGGGUGACCGCGCGUUACUCGUAACCGGCAUCUACAACGUGGUUGGCCCAAUCUUCAAUUUGAUUUUCAUCACCUUCUUCCUCGACCGGGUUGGCAGAAGGAAGCCUUUGUUGUUCGGAACGAUUGCAAUCACCAUUGCAUUAAUCUGCGAAGCCGGUGUGGGUUCGCAAGUCAAGAACGCCACUGGUUCUCGCAAGGAUGCCCUAUCUGCUGCCGGAGUGUUCUUCCUGUUCCUAGUAUCUUGCAUCUUCAGCGUAUCAUUCGGUCCGAUAUCUUGGGUUUACGCUUCAGAGAUCAUGCCACUGAGUAUUCGUGGUCGUGGAUCGGCUUUUGCAACAGGUAUUGGCAACUGGCUCGUCGGCACGGUAUGGUCGCAAGUGUCACCCAUCGGCUUGGGAACGGCCGAGUGGAAGUUCUAUUUCAUCUUCGUGGCGUUCAAUCUGGUCAUCACGUUCCCAUGCAUCUUCUUCUUCUACAAGGAAACUAAAGAAUUGUCUCUUGAGGAGAUCGAUCUGCUUUUCGGGGACCGUGCACUUGGCACUUUGCCCGAUGAUCUGGACGACAAGCAGAGAGAGAUCGAGUUGGAGAGGAUCGAGAAUGCAAAAAAGAUUCUCGCGAAGGAUCAGGUGACCGCAGUUCCCGGGCACUAG
This is a messenger RNA of Didymella exigua CBS 183.55, 1521 nucleotides long. Its product is annotated as sugar carrier protein A. Bases 1 to 1521 code for a protein of 506 amino acids. The record is from RefSeq and is a predicted model, not a curated record. Lineage: Eukaryota; Fungi; Ascomycota; Dothideomycetes; Pleosporales; Didymellaceae. Gene Ontology annotation, molecular function: carbohydrate:proton symporter activity. Gene Ontology annotation, biological process: transmembrane transport; carbohydrate transport. The transcript has 5 exons. Gene Ontology annotation, cellular component: membrane.